Molecule: messenger RNA, 1143 nt
Organism: Camelina sativa (false flax)
Lineage: Eukaryota; Viridiplantae; Streptophyta; Magnoliopsida; Brassicales; Brassicaceae
Source: RefSeq, a predicted model, not a curated record
AUGACGACCAUAUCCGACCUGCCAGAAGAUUUGGUAGGAGAGAUCUUUUCUUGGGUUCCAUUGACAUCUCUAAGCGCAGUGCGAUCUACUUGUAAGAAGUGGGAAGCUUUAUCAAAAAUUCACAUCGUUGGUAAAAAAGCAGCAUCAAGGAGUCGUCAUCAGUUUCUGGAGUUCAUGGUUUCAGAUUCUAGGGUUUUUUCUUUGAGAUUCGAUGUCCAAGGAAUCCGCAACGAAGACGACGAGUUGAGUGAUCCAUCUAUGAAGCAAAUUAAUAUACCUAAUACUGAUCAAGUCGAGUUAUCUCAAGUCUAUCACUGCGAUGGCUUAUUGUUAUGCGUCGCCGAACACAACUCGAGCCUCGUUGUAUGGAAUCCGUACUUGGGGCAAACCAAAUGGAUUCAACUCAGAAACAAAUUCAACAGACGUGACAUUUUUGCUCUCGGAUACGACAACAAUCAUAACCACAAAAUCUUGAGGUUUCUUGGUGAUGGCGAGAGAAGCAGACGCAAUCAAAGAAGGGACACUCAUGUCUACGAUUUUAGCUCUGAUUCAUGGAGGGUUCUUGAUGUCAAUCCGGACGGGGAUGCACCGUUUGAUUACAUUGGUGUAUCCUUGAAGGGAAAUUCUUACUUCUUGGGUCGAGAGAUAUUUGGACCUCGUUUGCCUCUGCCGUUUGACCAUGAUCCCUCUCCUAAUCUUAAAUAUAUGACUCUAUCUUGGGUUAGAGAUGAGAAGCUCGCUGUAUUAAAUAGCCACUCCGACACAUUUCAGAUAUGCGAUAUUUGUGUUUCGACUAAGAUUGAGCCCAAUGCGGUAUCUUGGAGCACUUUUUUUACAGUGGAUAUGUCACCAGUCAAUGGUUUUCUAAAUGGGUUGUCGACUUACUUUCCCCCUAGGAGCUUCUUCAUUGACGAGGAGAAGAAAGUAGCAGUGUUUUUUAAUAACAGUAGGACCAAGACCUAUACCUAUCGCUACCAAAUGGCUUACAUCGUUGGAGAUGAUGGAUACUUCAAAUCUGUCAACAUCGGAGAAUUUUCAAAUUCCAUAUGGAACCCAGGCAAACUUGCGUGCUCUUCUUAUGUUCCAAGUUUAGUGCAACUGCAAGUUUAGUCCUUUUUUAUUACUUUUAUUUGUUUCUUUCUU